Messenger RNA from Nilaparvata lugens (brown planthopper), 2062 nucleotides. RefSeq lists its product as uncharacterized. The record is from RefSeq and is a predicted model, not a curated record. The transcript has 5 exons. The coding region runs from base 93 to 1001 and encodes 302 amino acids. Lineage: Eukaryota; Metazoa; Arthropoda; Insecta; Hemiptera; Delphacidae.
GGUGGGGGUAGAAGCAGAGCCAGCGACUGAUUAUGAUAAGGUAGCUUGCUGCUGAUCAAUCAGUCAAUGCAAGUCGCCGUGUCCACAUCAACAUGCCUUCUAAAACGCCAUCAACGCUACUAGGUCUAACCUUAUUUUCACUAGUGCUCACAUCAUACGGGCAGAGGUCACUUGCAGACAGAAAAUGGGUUUGGGGAGAGAGUCAGAGAUCAGCUUUCGAUCAGGACAGGUUGAGGGGUGAUUUCAGUGUAGCUAAACCACUCAUAAGCUCUCCCAAUGGAGCAGCUUUCAAUAAGCAGAUUCCAUUGUUCCAAGUAGCUGACAAUCCCAGGACAGAUUCCAAAAAUUUCAGGGAUUCGUCAUUAAAGGAAAGCCGUCCUCGCUACCAGGUGUUCGAAGGAGGUGAAAAUUCAGGAGGCAUUGGCGAACCGAUCCCUUCAGCGGCCAGCAACUUUGGCCCCUUGAACCGCCCCAACAAUGGUCCCAUAAAUGGUCCUAUAAAUGGCCCCAUAAACGGCCCCUUGAAUGGCCUUGGCCCCUUGAACGGUCCAGGUCCGUUAAACGGUCUUCCGCCCCCGCGACCAGCCCAUCAUCAACCACCCCCGAAUCCUGCCAACGGUGUUCUCACUGGACCGGUGCCUUCCUGGGAACAACCGCCUCCACCAAAGAACGGUGACCCGACUAGCUUUGAUUCGUGCAAAUGUGUGCAUUCUUUCAACUGCAAAUCGCCUGGACUACAGUUUGGAAGCUGUGAUACGGGAAAGCAGUAUUGCUGUACAAACAACCAAGGAUAUGGAUUGCAAGCAGCUGGCGCAGGAGGAGGUGGCUUCGGUAGUAAAUACGGUUCAAAUUUUGGCGGCAACAGAGAUGAUCUCCCUGCAGUACUUGCUGGUCCCGGCGGACCCGUAGACAAAAUACCGGGUCGGUUUCCCCCUCCACUCACCAGUGACCGACUUCCAUUCGAUGUCUACAUAAGGAGCAAUAAUGUAAAAAAGAACUGAUCAAUAUUUGUACCAAUAUAAAUUAUUCAUACAUAACGGCACUCAUAGUUACCAUAUUUUGUGAUAUCAUCAUCAUCAUCAUUGACUAUACGGUCAAAUUCGCAGUAUCAUUGUGUAUAGUAUGUUUCUUUAUAAGAAUAAUAUUUAUACAAUUCCAAAACUAGUUGAAUUGAGGAUGAGCCAAUAAAAAUUGUUUAAACUCCAAAUCAAAACUGAUGUAAACAUAGACUUCCUUUCAAUAUAAUCAGAAUGGAAGAGAAUAAUAAAAUAGUAUAAGAGUAUUAAUAAAUUAGAUAACUCACAAAAUACUAGAUACUCGUAUUUUCAUUCAUAUCCACCUUUUAGAUUAUUUCUAUUUCUUAUACUUUAUAGAAUUGAAUAGCAUUUUGACUGCCUUAACGUUUUGUUUCGGAGUGCGAACUUUUUGAAGUGUGAGUGGGAGCGCAGCCGGUGCACUGUUGACAAUUGACUACAAUGGUAUACAUAUAGAGAGUGUUUCAGAAGUAGUGUCGAACAUUUUAGGAUAUUGUUCCUGGAUGAUAGGAGACUACAAAUGAUGUAUUUGAAGCGUCCAAAACUCAACGGUUAUCCUUAUAGCUGCCAUUUUGUUUUUUUUUUCACUUAGAAUUUUUUAUCUCAAGAACGAAAUGUUGUGAAAUGUGAAAUAUGAAAUUUGGCAUGAGUAUAUUUAUGCUAUACUCAACUUUGAAAAAUUAAAUAAACUUUGUUAAAUAAAAAAAAUUCAAUGUAUUCAAAAUGGCGGCCAUUUUUAAUUUUUGAUGGCACAUUUCACAAAAACCGUUCACUUUACAGGAAAUUUAUAACAGACAAAAAGUUAGCAAAUUUUAUAAAGAUUUCAAGGAUACCUCAUUUAUUAAGAUUGGUCAGAGAAUAACAGAGAAAUUAAUCAUUUUCGAACAGCAUGCAUGAUCUUGAACAAAAAAGAUCAUCUGAAAAACAUUGUAAAAUCAGCUGGAUGGCCAUAUGGAGCCAUACCGAGUUUCAAAGCUUCAUCUUAAAUACAAUUGGAAUUAAGAAUGUAAUAUUGAUGUUUAAAUUGU